AUAACUUUAUUUAACACAGUUAAAAUUUUUCUCUUACAUAUGAGAUUUAGCAAUUUGGUUUAAGUGGCAUUUUGCAAGUGUGAAAUUGUUAGAAAAAAAUAUGCUUUCUGCAACAUUUCUAAUCUAAUGUGUAGAGAGUUGACCUGCUGUUUCUGACUUAUUUUAAUAAAGUCUCUGUUUCCUGCAAUGCAUAAAAGAAGAGUGACUUCAAAUAGUAGUUUUAUUCUUUUUUUUAUUCCAAUUCUGCCCAAAGGGUUCAUGAUCUUUUGUAACAAUGUGUCAAGGCGCAAAAGUGACUCAAGGGGUUAUUGCCACACGACGCUGCACAUGUCACCACAAUGUUCAUAAAAUGUCUCUCAAUAAGGAUCUUUCUCAAUACGUGCUUCCUUUGGCCUCAUACAUAUGCAAUUUUUAUAGUCUUCACAUGGCCGUGUCACAGAUACAGUGGAAACAGUAUAGCGUGGUAUAAUUGGAACAAUGCCACACCUAAUCUUAUUUAUAUAAUUUCUGAGUGUUUAUCAGCUGCUCUAGAAAUAUAUUGCUUCAGGAAUAUUUUGAUUAAACCCUCUGUAUUUCAUCAGUCAUGCUGUUCCCCGCCAAAAAAAAAAAAAAAAGAACAAAGAAAUCCUCAAUCUUAAGCCACUUUGUGCAAACAUUUAAAGGCAGUUCUUUUCAUUUAUAACAGCAUAAUUUACUUCAAUGUAAUGUUUUUGCCUCAGCUUUCCACAAACCCUUUAAUCUAUUGAUUGCAUACAGGCGACGCACUUCACUGGAGAUCAUUUAAUUCAACUGUGACCUUCACCCGCUGAUAAAACGACUAAAUACAGUCUCCUCUGAUUCCACAAGAGGGCACCAACAUGGAGCUCCUGUACAGUGACGGCGCAACAGCAGUCUGGAAAUAUUUCAAAAAAAACCAGCUAACAAAAACUACAUAAUUUUAUAAUGCAGAGUAUCCACCCUAGGGGAUAAACAUUUAUGUGAUGUGCAUAUGUUCCUGACAUGAAUGGGAAAGCUAAAUGUUUUAGAGAUAUAGUAGCUGAAAUUUCACUAUAACACUGAACAUAUCAUGAUAAAAAAUUGGCUUAUUUUUUAACAUAACAGGCACAAGGAUAGAUCUCUGUGUAUUUUUAAACUCAAUUCAGCCUUCAGUAAAAAUCAAAGUGUUUUAUGGCUUGCUUGAAACCAUGUUCUACCAGGCGACUAUCUCUCCCGUAACAUCAUCAGCUGAAACUGUGAUGAUCGUGUGUUUGUUUUGGCCUCUAAAUGACUUUCUGUCUUGACUCAGAGACGUUUAUGUUCCCUUUAAGCUCCAGCUUCAAUGUUGACAACAAGAUAAAAAAGUAAUCCCGUUUUCUGGUUUGUUUGUUUCACCACGGGAAGUUACCUGUCCCGUCCAACCUAAUGUGACAUACGUCAAAGUGACGGAAUCUUAACACAUAAAGAUGUGAAUGAAAGAUCAGAUUCUGUAGAGACAUCUGUGCUUCAUAAAUAACUUGUAACAUUUGUUACAGCUUUUUUUGUACUUCAUUUCCUAAUUAUAGUAGCUGGAAUGACGGACGGGGAGAAAGCUACUUCUGUAGAACAUGGACACACAGUUAACAAGUCCUGUGUGAAUCUGACGUGCUACAUGGUCCUGAGUGACGAAGAGCGGAAAGCCAUCGGCACCAUCUGUUUCCUGGCAGGCCCUGUCACACUACUGGAAAAUGUUCUUGUGCUUGGGGUGAUUGCUAGCACAGCCACCUUGCGAAAGCGGCCAUCCUAUCUGUUUAUUGGCAGCCUUGCUCUGGCUGAUGUCUUUGCCAGUUGUUUCUUCACCAUAAGUUUCUUACACUUUCACCUCUUUCAUCUCAAAGAUGGCCCAGGCGCCUACCUCUUCAAGCUAGGUGGUGUCACCAUGGCCUUCUCUGGUUCAGUGGGAAGUUUACUGCUGACUGCUCUGGACCGCUACAUCUGCAUCUACCACUCCUCGACUUACAAGGUGUUGCUGACACGGCGCAGAGCCCUGCUGAGCCUUCUGAUUCUCUGGAGUACAAUCAUCUUCCUCUCCUUCUUACCUCUAAUGGGCUGGAGGUGUUCCACAGGCCUUACUCCACCUUGCUCAAACUUGUUUCCAUACAUCAAUAAGCACUAUCAAGCCUUCUGGACCAGCUUCGUCCUUGUGAUUCUGGUUCUGAUUUUGGGGGCUUAUGCUCUCAUCCUGUGGAAGGCCCACCGCCAUGAGUGCUCAAUGACCAGCUUCCAGGGAGCAGCAGGAAAAGCUCAAUCUCGCAUGAGGAUGGAUAUCCGGUUGGCUCGCACCUUUGGCCUGAUUCUGCUCAUACUGGUGGGCUGUUGGGUUCCUGUGCUUUCUUUCAUGCUAGUAGAUGUCUCAGUGGUCCUGACCCGAGACCAACAGCGGGCCUUUGCUUUCUGCAGCACCCUCUGUCUGGUCAACUCUUCAGUCAACCCACUGCUGUAUGCCCUGCGCUUUCGAGAACUAAGAAUUGCUCUUUUGCGGAUGCUGCAAAAGCUGUGUUGCAAGGGAAGGUGUAAAAAACUCACAGAAGACUCAAGCCAUGGACUACCCUCUGCAGAAGACAACUGUACUGCUUUAUCUGACGAUGAGAUGCCCAAGGCCAGAACCACCAGACCUGACUCCAUUUCAGAAAUGGUCUACAGUCACCAGCUGACCAUGAGAAAGUGAAGGAAGCUGAACGUUAAAAUAAAAGAGAAGCAAUACAGUUCGUGAAACACUUGUUUUCACGACAGCUGUUAGCUAGUGAUCAACACCAUCACUGUCGAUCAGGAUAAAAUCUGUCUAUACAAGGAAAUGUCACUUACUGCUUUUUUUUUAAAUUGUAAUUGCAAAUAAGCUUGUAAAUAAGUAAACAAAACAUGAUGACAGUAUGUCAAAACAAAACACAAACCUUGGGAAUUACAAUGUGACCAUUACACAUUACUUUAAUUAUAAGAGAUUAUAAAGUAUGUUGUUGACCAUUAAUCCGUAAUGUUAUUACCAGUUAAUAUGCUUAAAAUAGAAAAUGAUAGUUACACAGAGGACACACGGAGCUUUUUUCAGCAUUUUGCAAUAACUGCACCCAAAAGAUUUAAAUGGAAAUAAAUACCUCUGCAC
Haplochromis burtoni (Burton's mouthbrooder) is the source of this 3112-nucleotide messenger RNA. RefSeq names its product cannabinoid receptor 2 (gene cnr2). The transcript is spliced from 2 exons. Bases 1550 to 2683 code for a protein of 377 amino acids. NCBI's taxonomy places the organism in Eukaryota, Metazoa, Chordata, Actinopteri, Cichliformes, Cichlidae. Gene Ontology annotation, biological process: cannabinoid signaling pathway. The record is from RefSeq and is a predicted model, not a curated record. Gene Ontology annotation, molecular function: cannabinoid receptor activity. Gene Ontology annotation, cellular component: membrane.